AUGCUGGACAAGGAGAACCGCUCCGCCAACCCGGCGGCUCAAGACGUCGGCUUCUUUGAGGUGGCGCGCCUGCUGGACCGCCUCGAAGGCAUCUCCGGCGCGCAGGCACGCACGCGCUGCGUAAGCCGCUGGUUCGACGCCUCCGCCGAGCGGCGGGCCAGCACCUUGCCACUCUUCCGCGUGCUGCUCGUCGCCGAGACGGACCGCGCUUUCUACGUCAAGGAGGAGCGGCUCGCCGCGCUGACGGCGACCGCGUUGGGCAUCGCGACCGACAGCGCGUGCGGGAGGCGGCUCCAGGGCUGGCUCGACCCGGCCCGCUCCGGCGGCGGGGACGCGAUGCACGCGACGGCCGGCAACUUGUCCGCAGUGGUCGAGUCCGUCGUGGCGCUUCGUGCGCCGGCGCGGGCUGGCGGCGUGGCCGGCAGGCCGCUCGCGAUCCGAGAGGUCGACGCGGCGAUGGAUGUCCUCGCCGCCGGCGCGCCCGAGUUCCACGCCGGGCGCGGAGCUAGGAGCGGUCCGCACGCGGCCGUGCUGCACGGGCUGCUCUCGCGCUGCUCGCCGGUCGAGGCAAAGUGGCUCACGCGGCUGCUGCUGCGCGACCUGCAGAUCCGCUCGCCCUGCGCCGACGUGCGGGUCGAGUGGCCUCGCAGCCUGAUGGACGGCUUCCUGCCGCACCAAGGACCCGGCCGACCUGGCUUCUACUCCUACUGGCUGCGGCGCGGCGACUUGGGCGAGGCGUGCGGGCGUGCGGAGCUGGCCCGUGCGAUGCUGGACGCGCAGUCCCUCGGUGGCGCCUGCGGGCCGAGCUGCGUCGCGGCAGAGUGGCCGCUCCUGCGAGGGCUGUCCCACGGCUCGUACGUGCACGUCGCCCUCAGCCACCCGGUCACGAGCCUCUCGCGCAUGCGGAAGGAGCUUCUCGGAGACGGAGGGGCGGGCGAGCUGGUCGUGCAGACAAAGUACGACGGCGAGCGCAUCCAGCUCCACGUCUGGCAGGACCCGGCGGCGCCGGGAGGACGCGCCGUCCGCAUCUUCAGCCGCGGCGGGCGCGACUCGACCGGCCGGAGGGCGCUCGCCGUCGACGCGCUGCGCCUCUCCCUCGGCGCCGAUGCCGCUCCGCCGGCGGGCGCUAGCCAGCACCUGCUCGCGGCGUGGCGGGGCGCAGAGGCGGCGGGCCGCAAGCCGGCGGUCCGCUCGGCGAUCCUCGACGGCGAGAUCCUCGUCUUCAACGAGAGGGUGCGGCGGGUGGAGGCGUUCGGGACGGUGCAGCACCUCCGGCCGGGCGGGAAGGCGGGCUGCGACGGCUCGCGCCACCUCUGCGUCGUCUGGCGCGGGCGAACUCGCGACGGAGCCGCCUCGAGGACAGCCGCUCUGACCGCGCCGCCCCCGCCGCCGCUUAGGUUCGACGCGCUCGAGCUAAACGGCGACGACCUCGUCAGCCGCCGCGCGCCGCUCGUGGAGCGCCUCGAGCGCCUCUCCGCUGCCGUCACGCCGCUGGACGGCUUUGUGCACGUGGCGCCGUCAGAGCUGGUGCGUGCUGCCGACGUGCCGCGCCUGGGAGAGCUCUGGGCGGCGGCACGGGAGGCGCGCGAGGAGGGGCUCGUGCUCAAGGCGGCGCUCUCACCCUACACUCCCAAUCAGCGCGGCUGCUGGGGGAAGCUCAAGCACGACCGAGUAGACGGGCUCGGCGACACCAUCACAGCGGCGCUGGUGGCGGCGCGGUGGGGCGCCAACGACCGCUCGGGCCGGCUCGGCGCCUACGGCUUCGGCGCGGUGCUCAACCCGACCGAGGUGCGGGUAUCGGGCGCCGCUCCGCGCUUCGUCUUUCUCUUUUGGUCGGAGUGCGGCCUCGACAGCCUCGAGACGAAGCUGCUCGGCGCCGGGGGAGCGGCGCUUCUCGGCGAGCCGGGCAUCUCUCCGCCGCGCAUGGCCCCGCUGCCCCGCGGCUCGGCGCCAGAGUGGCUGAGCGGUUUGCCGCGCGGCGAGGCCGACCGACCGCACUUCGUGCUCCGCUCGCCCGCCGACGCCAUCCCCACCGAGCUCCUCGGCUCUGACUUUGUCCCCUCGCGGGGCCCGCCCGCCAACUUUCGACUCGAGCUCCGCUUCCCGCGCAUCCGCUGCGUCCGCCCCUCCGAUCCCCUCUCCUCGGUCCUCUCGGCCGCCGAAUACGACGCGGCUGGCCGCGCGGCGAGGGCGCCGCCCUCCGAGGCGCAGGUGCGGGAGGCAGUCGAGCGAGUGUGCGCGCCGCCGCCCCCCACCAAGCGCCGCUGCCGUAUCGACGGCUCGCUCUUCUCGAAGCGGCAAGCCGCCGCGAGAGAGCCUGCUCCGGCGGAGCUUGCGCCGGUGGCGCAGAGCUCUCAGGAGUCGACGACGCAGGAGUCGACGACGCAAGAGUCAACCUCGCAGGAGAGCUCCGCUUCGUGCGGUCUGAGGGCGCGAGCCGCGCCGCACUUGCCACCGGCAGCGACUGCAAGCCCGCCGGGCGACGACCUUGCCGCAGUCUUCCGCGCAGAGGAGGUGAAAAUCAAGGCCUGGCAUCGACAGUUGCGGCGCGAGGCGUUCCCACCUCCUCCAAAGGCCUUGCGCCGGGCCCUUCGUGCUCGCGACCGUCUGCGCCGCCAGACAUAG
Messenger RNA from Emiliania huxleyi CCMP1516, 2625 nucleotides. RefSeq lists its product as hypothetical. The record is from RefSeq and is a predicted model, not a curated record. Gene Ontology annotation, cellular component: DNA ligase IV complex. The coding region runs from base 1 to 2625 and encodes 874 amino acids. Gene Ontology annotation, biological process: double-strand break repair via nonhomologous end joining; DNA recombination; nucleotide-excision repair, DNA gap filling. The transcript is spliced from 3 exons. Lineage: Eukaryota; Haptophyta; Isochrysidales; Noelaerhabdaceae. Gene Ontology annotation, molecular function: DNA binding; DNA ligase (ATP) activity; ATP binding.